Molecule: messenger RNA, 903 nt
Organism: Pediculus humanus corporis (human body louse)
Lineage: Eukaryota; Metazoa; Arthropoda; Insecta; Psocodea; Pediculidae
Product: Ribose-5-phosphate isomerase, putative
Exons: 5
Coding region: 1-903 (300 amino acids)
Biological process (GO): pentose-phosphate shunt, non-oxidative branch; D-ribose metabolic process
Cellular component (GO): intracellular membrane-bounded organelle
Molecular function (GO): ribose-5-phosphate isomerase activity
Source: RefSeq, a predicted model, not a curated record
AUGAAUAACUUUCAAGUGCAUCUGAUAAUCUUUUUAUUUCGUCUAAUGACAUUAAACUCACUAGGCUUAGCAAAUGGAUUUCUAUUAAUCUUUUCAGUUACACCAUUUUUUAAGAAAAGUAAUAAUUUGUCGCAUAAUAAAUUCUUUUUUAACUAUAAUUUUAAUCGUUUUUUGACCUUAAAACAAAUAAGGAAAAUGUCAACGGUUGAAGAGGCGAAGAAAUGUGCUGCACAUUCAGCAGUUGUUAAUCACGUUAAGAAUAACAGCAUUGUAGGUAUAGGCAGUGGGUCUACAGUUGUUUAUGCUGUUGAAAAAUUAGCCGACCGUAUAAAAAAUGAAAAGUUACAUAUCAUUUGUAUCCCGACUUCAUUUCAAGCUGAACAACUAAUUACUGAAAACAAAUUAAAUUUAGGUUCUCUCUCUCAGUAUCCUGAGAUUGAUGUGGUUAUCGAUGGUGCUGAUGAAGUAGAUGAAAACUUAACAUUAAUAAAAGGAGGAGGGGGAUGUUUAUUACAAGAAAAAAUAAUUGCUAGUUGUUCGAAAGAAAUGAUAGUUAUAGCUGAUUUCAAUAAGAAAUCCAAAAAAUUAGGUGAAAAAUGGAAGAAAGGAGUUCCCAUUGAAGUCAUUCCAUUUUGUUAUGUACCGAUAAAAAACAAAAUACAAUUGAAAUUUGGUGGAGAAGCUGUGCUGCGAAUGGCCAAGAUGAAAGCUGGACCAGUUGUUACUGACAAUGGUAAUUUUAUCCUCGAUUGGAAAUUCCCUGAAAAUAAAGAUUAUAAUUGGGAAAAAAUAAGUGUCGAUUUAAAACUAAUACCUGGAGUUGUCGAAACUGGAUUGUUUGUUAAUAUGGCUAAGAAAGCAUAUUUUGGAAUGUCAGAUGGUUCUGUCGUUAUGACUCCUUAG